CACUUUUCCUUGCAUAAAAUUUUACAAGCCGCGCGAAGAUAUACAGCUUUGAAAUAGCAUAAACAUACAGAAAUAGAAGAGUGCACGACAUGCUUUAGAAAUGCAUAGGGGAGGUGAAUCAAGUAGAAGUAGAGGAGGACGUAAAAGAGGUAGAAGAGGAGGUGAUCACAAUGGUGAUGAUCCAAGUAAUCACAGAGGUCGUCACCCGUCUGGUCUGACUGGCAAAGACAUAGGCUUAUGGUAUGCACGUAGGGGUAAAUCUAAGAGAGAAAAACUUGAUAUUCAAAAACGGUCAGUGAUAACAUUAAACAAAGAUCAUGAAGCUCAGAUUUCGUCGCUGCUGCAUGACAUGAAAACAGAUGUUCCAAUAAAAGAUGAAGCAGGGUCAUCAUCAACAUUGGCAUCAUCAGCAUCGCCAACAUCAACAUCGCCAACAUCAACGUCGCCACCAUUAACAUCGCCACCACUAACAUCGCCACCACCAACAUUACCACCAUCAAUAUCGACACCAUCAACAUCGCCACCAUUAACAUCGCUGUCAUCAAAGGUUAAUUUAGAUAUUGUAAAACAGGAAGAAAUGGAGAUAGAAAAUAUUAAAGAAGAAGAAGAAACUUUCAAUGACAACAAAAUAACAUUGGAAGUGAACAAAGUAAAAUUUGAAUACACAGAAAAUCGAAAUUGUGCUCUUAAGUCUGAUCCAGAUUUUGAUGAAAAAAUAUAUUCAGAUUUCAUAGAAAUGAAAGAAGAAACAAAGUGCAAGAAGAUGCUGGAAUUUCGUAAGAAGCUUCCUGCUUAUAAAAUGAAGGAGACCCUACUCCAACUGGUGUCAAUUAAUCAAGUUUUAGUUAUUAGUGGAGAAACUGGAUGUGGAAAAACAACCCAGGUCGCACAGUUUAUUUUAGAUUAUUUUAUAAUCAAAAAAAGAGCUUCAGAAUGUCAUAUAAUAUGUACACAACCGAGAAGAAUCAGUGCUAUUUCUGUUGCAGAACGAGUUGCAUCAGAACGUGGAGAAGCUUUUGGAAAUACAUGUGGAUAUCAGAUCAGAUUGGAAAGCCACCUUCCAAGGUCAAGAGCUUCAAUAUUAUACUGUACUACUGGAAUUCUGCUGAGGCGACUUAUAAAUGACCCGUACCUUGCAAAUGUGAGUCACAUAAUUUUGGAUGAAAUACAUGAACGAGAUCUGAUGUCAGACUUUUUAAUGGUUAUUGUGAGAGAUUUAUUACCACAUAGGCCUGAUGUAAAAGUUAUUUUGAUGAGUGCAACAUUAAAUGCAGAGAUGUUUUCAACUUAUUUUAAUAAUUGCCCAAUGCUUUAUAUUCCUGGCUUUACAUACGAGGUCACAGAAUACUUUCUUGAACAAAUACUAGAUCUAACAAGAUUUUAUAUCACUCCUCCGCUUCGAAAAAGACCAAUAUAUGGCAAGAACAGAAAGGUGAAAUUAGAAGAGCAACAAAGAUUUUCUAAUUAUAUCUACAGCAUUCAGAACAAAUAUACAAGGUAUACAAUAGAAUCUUUAGAAAACAUGGAUCAUGAGUACAUUAAUCAUGAUCUGAUUUUGCAUGUUAUCAAAUACAUUUGUCGCAAUUUUGAGGAUGGCGCAAUACUUAUCUUCAUGCCAGGAUGGGACCAGAUAAGCAAGCUUCACGACAUGCUUGAAAAGGAGCCUUGUUUUGACUCAAGUAAUUCUAUUUUGAUACCUCUGCACUCCUUGAUGCCAACCACAAACCAAAGAGAGGUAUUUGAAAGGCCACCACCUGGAGUGCGCAAAAUUAUUAUAGCGACCAACAUUGCGGAAACGAGCAUUACAAUUGAUGAUGUGGUUUUUGUUAUUGAUACUGGUAAAACUAAAGAAAAGACUUACGAUGUUGAAAAUAACAUAUCUUGCCUUCAACCUGUUUGGAUAAGCAAGGCAUCUGCUAAGCAAAGAAAAGGAAGAGCUGGAAGAGUUCAAAAAGGAAUUUGUUUUCACCUGUAUACUCAGUAUCAUUAUGAUAAUUUUCAAGAAUAUCAACUUCCAGAGAUGUUAAGAACACCUCUUGAUCAACUCUGCUUGCAGCUGAAGAUACUAAGACUUGGAAAAAUGUGGAAAUUUCUUUUAAAAUCCAUUGAACCUCCAUCAAAAAAAGCUGUAGAUAACGCUAUCGAAUGUUUGACUCAAAUGAGAGCGCUGGACGAACAUGAAGAUCUAACACCGUUAGGUUACCAUUUAGCAAAGAUCCCAGUUGCUCCGAAAGUAGGACGAAUGAUUUUGUUUGGUGCCAUCUUCUCUUGUCUUGAUCCAGUAUUGACUAUUGCUGCUAGCCUCGACUUCAAAGAUCCUUUUUAUAUACCCAUUCACAAAGAAAAAGAAGCUGACGUGAAGAAAAACGAGUUGUCACGUGGUUCAAAAAGUGAUCAUAUCAUGCUUAUUAAUGCAUUUAAGGGAUGGGAAGAAUCAAAGUUGAUGGGUACUGAGGGACAAUAUUGCUGGAGAUAUUUUUUAUCGAUAAAUACGUUAAGGAUGAUUGACAACAUGAAGAAACAAUUUGCACAAUUGUUGUACGACAUUGGGUUUGCAACGAAUUCGUGCCCGAAAAAUCCAGCUGCUAACAUACAAUCUGAAAACGUCAACCUCAUCAAGGCAGCGAUAUGUGCUGGUUUGUAUCCUAAUGUUGCGAAGGUGAUCCCAGGGAAAGAAGGGAAAAAGAGGCCACCGAAGUUAGGUACUGUGUCGUAUGGUCGUGUUGAAAUCCAUCCAAAGUCAGUGAACAGUGACGUUCGACAGUAUGAAUCACAAUGGUUGAUUUAUCAUCAAAAAAUGAGAACGAACAAGCUUUAUUUGUUUGACUCGACGAUGAUUGCACCAUUUCCGCUUCUAUUUUUUGGUGGCAAGAUUACUGUUCAUCAAGAAAAUGGUCACGACACAAUAGAAGUGGAUGAGUGGAUUAAGUUUCAUUCACCCUUGAAGACUGCUCAGUUGGUUAAGAAAUUACGUCAUGAACUAGAUAUUCUGCUAAACAAGAAAAUCAACAAUCCAGCUAUGGAGCUGGGAGUUGGUCACAUGACUGAAUCACGUGAUGAAAGGAUAUUGGCAGCAAUAAUAGAUCUGAUAACCACUGAGAAAGUCAAGACGAAAUCGGAUACAGGUUACAAAUGAUGUCAACAUUAUAUAAGACAGCUUGUGAUGAAACCGAUAUAAUCAUCGAAUGUUAUGACAAAAAAUAGAUGAAAUUCUUAUGCCAUCGAGUUAUCCCGAUGCAAAACCGCUAAUAUGUUUCUAUUGGUUUUCUUCAAGGUUGCAUGGAGCAUGCAUCUGUAUGUGUGUGAUUUAAGAAGUAGCAUUUCCUAAAAAUUGACACUGGAAUGUUUGUAUAAAUUGCAGUGUCAAAAUUGAAUUGUUAAACUUUCAUGUUGUUGUCAAUAAAAUGGACACUCCAAUCUUGUAGAAUCGUUUUAUAUUCUGUUCCCAGUAUGUUUUAGUUAGUAGAACUAUGGUUUGUUUAUAUAUUUAAAUGUAUAUAAUUUAUAAAUUUUAAUGCAUUGAUGCAUAUUAACUUUCUUUAU
Hydractinia symbiolongicarpus is the source of this 3543-nucleotide messenger RNA. RefSeq names its product ATP-dependent DNA/RNA helicase DHX36-like. Gene Ontology annotation, cellular component: nucleus; intracellular anatomical structure; cytoplasm. Gene Ontology annotation, molecular function: DNA helicase activity; G-quadruplex RNA binding; ATP binding. Lineage: Eukaryota; Metazoa; Cnidaria; Hydrozoa; Anthoathecata; Hydractiniidae. The transcript has 30 exons. The coding region runs from base 101 to 3136 and encodes 1011 amino acids. The record is from RefSeq and is a predicted model, not a curated record.